ACGGAAAGCAAGGGUGGGGGAGGCGCGGGGAAUGGGCGAUCCUGAAUCGACUGGCCGCGCACGGGUCAGGGCAAGGGUGCCGGCGCCCCCAGAACGCCAGGGACGUACUGUGAGGGAAGGCCUAGCUGCUAAGCCCUUUUGGGCCGGGGUCUGACAUCUGGACGGAGUGGGAAAGCAGCAUCCUGCCCUUGGGGAGUCGGGAGGAGCCCAGUCCCAUCCAGCUGUGCAAACAGGAGGAGGAGGAGGUCCCAAGCCUACCCUUGGGAAAGGGGCGAGAGGGGUGGUCAGGCCGCCGCCGCGCUGGCCCCCGCGGUGCGGGUUGCGCCAGCCUCCUCGGAGCCCGACGCAGAAACUUGUUGCAACAAACAGGCGACCGCGGGUGCCCCUAGCAGCCAGCGGCGGAGUGGGUGGGCGGUCGAGAGGGAGGGGAAGGCUGGCGGACGCCGCAGCGAACUGGUGGGCAGACCCGGAGUCGCCGCGUAAGCGGGGCCGGCUCAGUGCGGUGCGGCAGGCGCGGCUGUGCGGCAGCGGAAGUCCUUUGUUGCAGCACAGUCCCUGGCAGAGCCAGAGCCUCUCCGCGCAGCCCAGCCCGAGCACCGCGCGCCGCCACCACUGCAGCUCUCGGCCCCUCUGCCUCCGCCCGCCUUUCCCGUGGCCGAUUUGCCUUAAACUCCCUAAAAUCUCCGCAGCCCCGGUUCCUGCUGCGGCCGGUCUCUAAUUAAUAGAAGAUGGCAAAGCCCAGCCACAGCAGCUACGUCCUUCAGCAGCUAAACAACCAAAGGGAAUGGGGUUUCCUCUGUGACUGUUGUAUUGCAAUUGAUGACAUUUACUUUCAAGCACACAAAGCAGUUCUAGCUGCCUGUAGCUCCUAUUUUAGAAUGUUUUUCAUGAAUCAUCAGCAUAGUACUGCACAGCUGAAUCUCAGCAACAUGAAAAUUAGUGCUGAGUGUUUUGAUCUCAUUUUGCAGUUUAUGUAUUUAGGAAAAAUUAUGACAGCUCCUUCCAGUUUUGAGCAGUUUAAAGUGGCAAUGAACUACCUACAGCUGUACAAUGUUCCUGACUGUUUAGAAGACAUACAGGAUGCAGAUUGUUCUAGUUCAAAAUGUUCAUCUUCUGCUUCUAGCAACCAGAACAGCAAAAUGAUAUUUGGGGUAAGAAUGUAUGAAGACACUGUGGCUAGAAAUGGCAGUGAAGCCAAUAGAUGGUGUGCAGAGCCAAGUUCAACAGUAAAUACACCACAUACUAGAGAGCCUGAUGAAGAGUCUUUGCAAUUAGGUAAUUUUCCUGAACCAUUAUUUGAUGUAUGUAAAAAGAGUUCUGUGUCCAAAUUAUCUACUCCGAAAGAACGUGUCUCACGACGCUUUGGACGGAGUUUUACCUGUGAUAGUUGUGGAUUUGGCUUUAGCUGUGAGAAAUUACUAGAUGAGCAUGUGCUAACCUGUACUAACAGACAUUCAUACCAAAAUACAAGAUCCUACCACAGAAUAGUGGAUAUUAGAGAUGGAAAAGACAGUAAUAUCAAAGCUGAAUUUGUUGAAAAGGAUUCUUCUAAAACAUUUUCUGCACAGACGGACAAAUACAGAGGAGACACAAGCCAGGCUGCUGAUGACUCAACUUCAACCACUGGAAGCAGAAAAAGUAGCACAGUGGAGUCUGAACUAGCCAGUGAAGAAAAAAGCAGAGCUGCUGAGAGGAAAAGAAUCAUUAUCAAGAUGGAACCAGAAGAUAUCCCUACAGAUGAACUGAAAGACUUUAACAUUAUUAAAGUAACUGAUAAAGACUGUAAUGAGUCCACUGACAAUGAUGAAUUAGAAGAUGAACCUGAAGAGCCAUUUUAUAGAUACUAUGUUGAAGAAGAUGUCAGUAUUAAAAAAAGUGGGAGGAAAGCUCUAAAACCUCGGAUGUCAAUAAACACUGAUGAAAGAGGUGGUUUAGAAAAUAUGAGGCCCCCUAACAACAGCAGUCCAGUACAAGAGGAUACUGAAAACGCAUCCUGUGAGUUGUGUGGGCUCACGAUAACUGAGGAGGACCUGUCAUCUCAUUACUUAGCCAAACACAUCGAAAAUAUCUGUGCAUGUGGCAAAUGCGGACAAAUACUUGUGAAGGGUAGACAGCUUCAGGAACAUGCCCAGAGAUGUGGAGAGCCCCAAGACCUGACAAUGAACGGGUUAGGAAGUACUGAGGAGAAGAUGGACAUGGAAGAGAAUCCUGACGAACAGUCUGAAAUCAGGGAUAUGUUUGUUGAAAUGUUGGAUGACUUUAGGGACAAUCAUUUCCAGAUAAACAAUAUCCAAAAAAAGCAGUUAUUUAAACAUUCUGCCUGUCCUUUUCGAUGUCCUAAUUGUGGCCAGCGUUUUGAAACCGAAAAUCUAGUGGUUGAACAUAUGUCUAGCUGCCUAGACCAAGACAUGUUCAAGAGUGCCAUCAUGGAAGAGAAUGAAAGGGAUCACAGACGAAAGCAUUUUUGUAAUCUGUGUGGGAAAGGAUUUUAUCAGCGGUGUCACUUAAGAGAACACUAUACUGUUCACACCAAGGAAAAACAGUUUGUUUGUCAGACAUGUGGAAAGCAGUUUUUAAGGGAACGUCAGUUACGACUCCACAAUGAUAUGCACAAAGGCAUGGCCAGUGGUCAAAUAGGGCCUUCUAAACCUCUGGAGAAGUGAGAUCUGAAUUUGGAGAGGACAUGGGGAAGAAUCAAUCUUCAACAGAUAUCUUUAAGUCCAGACCCAGGAAUAUCAGAUCUGAAGUGACAGCAUCUUUUCUGUCUUCUGACAAACCUCAUCAACCCCAAAAGUUCCAGUUGCAAGGAUCCAAGAAAACUCAGUAAAGAUUACUUUGGAAUCACUUUGUUGUGACAAAAUCGAUUCAUGGUGACUCUCCUGUUAUUUGUGAAAAAUCAGCUAAAGAAAAGUAACUAGAAUAUUCAUACAACAUCAGUGGUUAAAGCUACACUAAAAUAAAACUCUAUAUACUAAUUAUCUUCAAGAAUCCCUCCUAAAAGAAAAGGGCUUGCUAGGCUACUAUAAAUACAUUAUAAAGUGAGGUAAUCACAUAUCUGUGUAAAUGCAUAAAAUUCUAAACUUAAAUGGAAUUACAGUUUACGUAUCAUGAGAUGUAGUUUCAAAAACUUCACCCCAAAAUCUGUAGCUUAGAGUAUAAAUAAAAAGCUGUGGGGACUUCCCUGGUGGUCCAGUGGUUGGACGUUACUCUCCAAUGCAGGGGGGUGCAGGUUCGAUCCCUGGUUGGGGAGUUAGUAUCCCACAUGCCUCGCGGCCAAAAACCCAAGACAUAAAAAUGGAAGCAAUAUUGUUACAAAAUUCAAUAAAGACUUCAAAAAAAAAAUGGUCCACAUCAAAAAUAAUCUUUAAAAAAAAAAGAUGUGGGUACAGAGAAAAAAACGUGUAAGACCAAUGUUUUACCAAGAAAAGAUAAUCUAGUUAUUGCUUACUGUAAUGUAGCAUUUGCCUUUCUUCUUUUUUCACUGUAUAUACCAGUCACAAACUUGAUUAUUAAUAUUAAUGAGGCUCCCUUUUAAGUCUGUUACUUGAAGGAAAAACAGAAGUGGUAUUAUUUCAACAGUGGUAUAUUUUCACAAAUCACAGACAACCAAGAAGAAUGUAUCUUAAGACACAUUAUUUUCUUCUCAACUUAGCAAUGUAACCUAAAAAGGCAGAAUAAGCUUCUGUUAAACAUUUUUCUUGGUAUUAAUAUAAAAUACCAUGCUUCUCAGCUUUAAAAUUUCAAGAUAAAAUUCAACUAAGUAUUGAAUGAAACAAUGGUUAACAUGUUUAAAAAACCUUUCCUGGGAAAAUGAAAUGUUUGAUGAUAUUUUAACCUGAAGAUAAAUAGAUAGAUAGAUACACAUUUCUCAACCAUAUGAAUCUUAUAGCCAUAUUAUUUCCAUAUUGUGAGUAUAUUUGUAGUUUUGGUUAACUGCAUACCCAACCCA
Messenger RNA from Mesoplodon densirostris (Blainville's beaked whale), 3949 nucleotides. It is a transcript of the gene ZBTB1, whose product is annotated as zinc finger and BTB domain containing 1. Gene Ontology annotation, biological process: regulation of cytokine production; negative regulation of transcription by RNA polymerase II; regulation of immune system process. The transcript is spliced from 3 exons. The coding region runs from base 729 to 2663 and encodes 644 amino acids. Gene Ontology annotation, molecular function: protein binding. The record is from RefSeq and is a predicted model, not a curated record. Lineage: Eukaryota; Metazoa; Chordata; Mammalia; Artiodactyla; Ziphiidae.